UUGAAGUGGCCAUCAUGGUAACACCGUCUUACGACCGCCAUCAGAAUCUCUACAAUCCGUACAUAAAGUUCAGCUAUCCCGAUUCGCUGGCCGUCCCUUUUGGAGUGGAAAAUUUCUGCUUCCCGGAUUCAACACACUGGCCGCCGCCGCUGCAGACGGCCGGCGAACCGUACACGAUCGUUCUGACCGAUUCCAAAGGCGAUCGAAUGUACGGCUACUGCCACCGGGUGGUUCCCGAAGGAGCUCAGACCUGCAUUCCCAUCACCUAUUGUUUGCUGAGCCGCCAUCGAGCAGCCGAAUUUUACAACAAGGUAAAUGAGACUCUGCGAACUACAUCAGUCGAUUUUUUUAUGCGACGUGUAUGGUAA
Messenger RNA from Daphnia pulicaria, 368 nucleotides. RefSeq names its product DENN domain-containing protein 2D-like. Lineage: Eukaryota; Metazoa; Arthropoda; Branchiopoda; Diplostraca; Daphniidae. The transcript is spliced from 2 exons. The record is from RefSeq and is a predicted model, not a curated record. The coding region runs from base 15 to 368 and encodes 117 amino acids.